CAGCCAAGUACGGCGAGACUGACACGACCGAAGCCUCUUUCCAGAACUGAAACUCGUCGAGGAUCUCGUACUCUUCAUUUUGUUACUGUUUGGGUUUUGUUUCUCCGAUAAAUAGUUUGAAGGGGUAGAUUCCGAAAGAAACCGCGCUGAUCGAAUCCCGGAAAAUUAUUCUAAGGGAUAAGAGCAACCAGAAUCCAGGGUCAGGAAACGUAGAUCUCUGCAAAACCCAUGCAGUUUGUGAUUUUUUACCCCGAAAAGAUGGGGGUAAUAGGGAUGAGGGGAGCUCUCGUUGUUGUUCUCGUGGCUCUGUGUUUGAUCCCCCAAGUGGUGUUUGGGAUCAGAUUUGUGAUUGAUAGAGAAGAAUGCUUCUCUCAUGAUGUUAAGUAUGAUGGAGACACGGUCCAUGUUUCCUUCGUCGUGAUCAAGUCUGAUUCGUCUUGGCGUAACAGCGACGAUGGAAUUGAUCUUGUGAUCAAGGGGCCUAAUGGUGAGCAGAUGCAUGAUUUUCGUGACAAAAUCAGCGAUAAACAUGAGUUUGUGGCUCGUCAGAAAGGAGUCUAUCGAUUUUGCUUCACAAAUAAGUCUCCCUACCAUGAGACUAUAGACUUUGAUAUUCAUGUAGCCCACUUCUCGUACUAUGAGGAGCAUGCAAAGGAUGAGCAUUUGAAGCCUCUGAUAGACGAGAUAUCGAGGUUGGAGGAUGCACUGUACAACAUCCAAUUCGAGCAGCAUUGGCUAGAAGCACAGACCGAACGCCAAGCUUUAAUAAAUGAUGCAAUGGGGCGAAGGGCUGUUCAGAAGGCAUUUUUUGAGUCAGCGGCACUCGUCGGAGCCAGUAUUCUUCAAGUGUUCCUUCUUCGACGCCUCUUCGAACGAAAGUUGGGCGUCUCUAGGGUCUAGGUGAUUGCCGACAUGAAAUACAUUUGGAUAUAUGCCCUAGUUACUCAGCUUGUUGUUGGACUUCCUGUUGCAUUGCUUAGCGAGAAGAACAAGACUUUGUACACUAGUAGAACAAUUUGACACAAUCUUAAGUUAUACUGGAAAUGACAUUAAAAUUGCUUCCUUUAACCUCUUACCGAGUCCAAGUCCUUUCCGAGUUUCCGUGUUUCACCAGAAGCAUGAUGAGAUAUCUGACACUAGUCGUGAAGUGAUCAAACUGUGCUGGCCGUUUGCCCAAAACACAAGUCAUCACGAACUAGGUUGAUAUGAUACACAAAUAUUAUGAAAUACUCGUGCUGGCCGGUUCGAGUAAGCAAAA
Linum tenue is the source of this 1258-nucleotide messenger RNA. The record is from the annotation of a GenBank genome assembly. Lineage: Eukaryota; Viridiplantae; Streptophyta; Magnoliopsida; Malpighiales; Linaceae.